UAGAUUGUGUCUCUGAUGAAAACGAUUUUGUUUAUGAUAACUCACAACCGAAUAGGCUUAUGGUUGAAUAUUUUGGUAGAAAUAAUGAGAACCAACUGCCAGUUAAAAGACACGAGCUUAUUGAGUGUUUCAACAAGACAGUUUGGGAUGAUAAAGGGGAGGACGCAGUCAAGAUGGCAAUAUUGUAUUUCAUAAAUACGUGGGUACAUUGUGGUGAGCCAAACUCAACAAACAUACCAAGGAUCCAUUUUGAUGUUGUAGAGGACGGGAGAUAUAAUGAGUAUCCUUGGGGUAAAGAGUCGUUUAGAGAGUUGGUUGUAAGCAUCGGGCAGAAAUAUGCUGGUUUUAAGAGAUAUUAUAGGAUUCAUGGGUUGCCACUUGCUAUGCAAGUCUGGUUGUAUGAAUGUUGCUCAAAAGUCCCGUCCACCAUUGCAGUUAAGACGGGGAAUUUAGUUCCUAGAAUUUUGAACUGGCGGACUACGGAAGAAAAACCAGAAUUCAAGAGAUUGAUGGAUGGCAUGUUCAGAGACGACAAAAACCCGUCUUGUAGAUUUGAGGAAGUUGUGCCAACACCCGAUGAGUUGGAGACUCUUAAUUUGCCUCCUGUUGCACAUGAUAUACCAGACGUCAAACAUGGAGUUGAUGGUGUACAUGGUACUGAUUUGGUAGACGAUGAUUACGAUGAUUUUAGUACCACACCACCGCAUCUGUCCAGUGGCAAACAGCAACAAAGGAGUGCCAAUUCUGAUUCCCCGCGAUGCAAGAAAUGGACACAGUUUCCCGUUUCUGUUUCUCCUUCUAGGAAACAACCAUCACGGAAGGAAUCUCGGAUAAAAGGGACAAGGAAACCAGAUGCACCUACAGGACCCGGAACAAAUGAGUUUAAACUGAUAAGGGAAGAGAUUCAGAUUUUCAAGAAAGAAGUGUUUGACUACAUGGAUAACAACUUCAAAAAGUUGUUAGAUGCAAUAAAGGGCAAUCAAACACCAGAUAAGCUCGCUGAUAGUAAAGCCCCGUCACAUCAACAUGAUGUUGGCAUACAACACUCACAUGAGAAAAGCCAACGUCAUCGUUCUGAUAAAGGGACACCAACUGUCAACGACGUAGUCGAAGACAACAUGGUAAAAAUGGAAAUUAUUAACUUAUUAAGUUAUUUUGAUAUAUGUAUUAGAAGACUUUAUAUUAUUUUUUUGAAAAAUUUUAAAGGUCGGAGACACAAUGUUGCAAGCUGACUUACAUACUGAUGGUGGGA
This is a messenger RNA of Lycium ferocissimum, 1252 nucleotides long. RefSeq lists its product as uncharacterized. Bases 60 to 1232 code for a protein of 390 amino acids. NCBI's taxonomy places the organism in Eukaryota, Viridiplantae, Streptophyta, Magnoliopsida, Solanales, Solanaceae. The record is from RefSeq and is a predicted model, not a curated record. The transcript is spliced from 4 exons.